Molecule: messenger RNA, 12352 nt
Organism: Vollenhovia emeryi
Lineage: Eukaryota; Metazoa; Arthropoda; Insecta; Hymenoptera; Formicidae
Gene: Nmdar2
Product: glutamate receptor ionotropic, NMDA 2B
Exons: 26
Coding region: 2272-5637 (1121 amino acids)
Biological process (GO): monoatomic ion transport; synaptic transmission, glutamatergic; modulation of chemical synaptic transmission
Cellular component (GO): postsynaptic membrane; plasma membrane
Molecular function (GO): transmitter-gated monoatomic ion channel activity involved in regulation of postsynaptic membrane potential; NMDA glutamate receptor activity
Source: RefSeq, a predicted model, not a curated record
AGAAGACACACGAUAUCACAUUAAUACGGAACAACGUUAAUUAACCUACAUGCCGUUACUUAGUCACGUCAGAAGUUCGUAAUCAGAGCCGCGUUUCGAUUUUCAAUCAAGUAGCCUCUAGAUACACUGCUACAAUAUAUCUUAGCUAAUUAAUUUUAUAAGUAUAUAUGUGACGAAGAAGAAUAUAAAUUGUAUAAUUUCCUGUAAAGAACAUGGAAUUACUAUGAAAAAAAUGCAUCAGAGAACAAGAUGGAUGGAUAGCGGCGAGUAGUCCCCUUACAGGGCGGUUAGUUUGGUGCCUUAAUAGAGGGUACAAGGGUUUAGAGAUAGAGCCAGGCCACAGGAAUCCGCGACGGCCGGUGGUUGGUUUACCAAAGGCCAUCCAUAUGGGACGUGGUCCAAUAUCGCGAAACCUGAUACGCACGGGCGAUAAACGCGGGUCAAAGCAAUACGUGGCAGUAAAAACUCAACCGUCUCGUAGCUGUACGCUUGUGCCAAUAUACCCUAUAGGCCACUCUAAUCGCCUGUCGGCCCGUUGAUUGCCUCCUGAGAUGCUGAACAUUUCACAAAUAUUUGACUUCGGAAAUCACCUCCCGAAGAAGAUCGAGAAAGAAGAGAGAAAACGAGACGAACUUUGGCAAUAAACUCGGACAAACCUGACAAGAUGAAAGUAUCUCGUAAAAAGUUCAGGAAGAAUUUAUGUUGUUAGGCAAAUUUGAAAGUUUAAUGUUUAAAUUAAACUUUAUACAUUAAUCAGAAGAACUAGAAUUACAUUGGUGAUGAGGCAUUUUAAUUGUAUAUUGCGUUUACAUCAUACCAAAAUAAAAAUUAUACAAGUAGGAAAUGCAAUGCAACGUUGCGAUUGAAUUCGUGCCAGCCGUUUCCGUUUUACAUUUUACAUUUGAAUGUAUAAUGCUGGCUUGGGAUUAAAAUUGUUUGCAUGUAAAGUCAAGCGUAUUACACGUAAAUUACAAAUCAAAUUCACAUGUGACGUUAAUACGCAUAAUGCUUCUAUUAUUACGAUUUCCAUGCAAAUCGCUCUAUUACCGUGCCAAUGAUUAAUGGCUGUCCCCGAGAAAGAUAACUAGGCAUUAAAAAAUAUCGUACGUACAGCAUUGUAUAUUGUACGUGUUCAAAAUAUAAAUUGUAGUCGGAACCGACGAGUGUCUACGUGGUAGAAACAUUGCAAUAAUGAAAUACCUGCCAGCGUGUCAAAGUUGAAACAAACGUCAUUUUGAAUGCAGGUCCAACAAUCGAGAAAUGAAGCAGGAAGUAUCGGCAGUAUAUCAUUUUUGUUAUCGACAGCACAUCAUAUAUUUUCUAUAGGACGAGUUUAUGUGUCGGUUAAUGAAGGAUCACUUACCGAUAAUAAUUAUAAAGUUUCACAAUUCUCGUACAGAAUAUCCGGAACAAAAGGAAUAAAAAUUAUAUAACAAAAUUAUAUUUUAGUCUUAUAUUUACUUUAGAUAUGAGGGCAUUAGCGAUACAAUCUUGCUCAUGUUUGUUGUCGGAAGUUAGGUGAUUGAAGUUCGAUCAAACUUAGAAAGGAGACCUUAACGUGAAAGGACUAACCAAUAUCUACGUUUUAUGUUACAAAAGGAAAGCCGUGAAAAGCUUUCAGGACACAAACUGGGGACCUACUUUAGAGAAUAGAAGAUCUUAAAAAAUAUCGCCGGCUGGUCGCUGAACUUACGUGAGACCAAAAGUUUCGUUCGUUACGAGACUCGAAAGCUCGUUCUUUAAAAGACCAAAGUAUUCUGGCGAAGUCCGAAAAAUCAGAUCGAACAUUUCUGAAACUAAAAUCGAAGAACGACUUAUAAAAAAAUUAUCAUCAGUGACUGUUAUGGAGCGACUGUCAAAUAAAUAUCAUAUAUCAAUACCAUUUUGUGCAACUUGAUACUAUAAUAGCACAAAAGAGGUGGAGCGAACCGGGGAAUUAAGCGAGCCGGGGACUUAACCCUAGAAUGAUCUUGUAUUUGCUCCGAUGUUAAAUUAGGGCAACAAAAUAAAAGACCCCCUUUAAUUAAAGCUUUUACUUUAGUAAGAAGUAUGAAGGCGCACCACAUUGCGAUGAGAUAACAUUACGACGGCAGAAAUGCACGUGCAUUCGUUUGCAUCGAAUCGUCGCGACGCUGAAGAAUUCGUCCGUGUUUUGAAUGGAAGCACAGUGUCAAGUUAGCACGAAGAAGCAGUGUACGAUCGCAUCAAUCGUCGGCAAAUCGCCGUCUCGUGACAAAAACGGUGGUCGUUUCGAGCAACAAAUUCCGCACCAUGAGGACCGCGUGGAUCCUCUCGUUAGUGGUGUCGCCAUUGUUGGUGCUAGGUAGUUCCCCCACUACCACUCUUAGAGAGGGAGGAAUCAAAAUCGGGACUGGUAGAGGUUCAGUUCCCAAGAGCAUAAGCACGGGCAGGGGCAAUUCAGCAGUUCGUAUUGGUGAGAGAUUAUCGAACACGACGAGACAGCGAUCGUUUCCGACUACCACGACCACCACAACUGCACCUACGCGUUUCACUCCGCAGUCUUCUGUGGGGAAUAACAUUAACAUCACCGAUCUCAAGGUGGGCAUGUUGGUGCCGUACAAAUCCUUUGGCGUGAGAGAGUACACCAGAGCAGCCAGCUCUGCUAUUAGCGCGCUACAGAGGAGUACGAGGGGUCCAAGGUUGGGGCUUUUCCAGCGAUAUGAUCUUCGUGUCAGGAUAGUGAUGAAGGAGCUCACACCAAGCCCUACCACUAUCCUGGACUCACUUUGCAAGGAGUUUCUUUCGCUGAACGUAUCGGCCAUCUUAUACCUUAUGAACUACGAGCAAUACGGACGUAGUACGGCCAGCGCUCAAUAUUUUCUUCAAUUGGCCGGUUACUUAGGAAUUCCUGUGAUCGCAUGGAAUGCCGAUAAUUCCGGACUGGAGCGACGGGCGUCGCAGAGCAACCUACAGCUGCAACUGGCACCGUCGCUGGAACAUCAGACCGCGGCGAUGCUGAGUAUCCUGGAGAGGUACAAGUGGCAUCAGUUUAGCGUAGUCACCUCGCAAAUAGCUGGUCACGACGACUUCAUACAGGCGGUCAGAGAGAGAAUCUCCGACAUGCAGGACACAUUCAAGUUCACCAUACUGAACGCUAUUCUGGUUACGGAACCACAUGAUCUGAUGGAGCUAGUCAACAGUGAAUCUCGAGUGAUGCUACUGUACUCGACCAGAGAGGAGGCUGCUUCUAUCCUGAACGCUGCCAGGGAUUACAAAAUUACCGGUGAAAAUUACGUGUGGGUCGUCACGCAGAGCGUUAUUGAGAAUCUACAAACCCCCAGUCAGUUCCCGGUCGGAAUGUUAGGUGUACAUUUCGAUACGAGCGGUGAAAGCUUGGUAAACGAAAUCACAACGGCAAUCAAGGUCUAUGCUUACGGUGUCGAAGACUUCAUCAAUGAUCCGAAAAAUGUGAAUCGCAGCCUGAACACUCAACUGAGCUGCGAAGGCGUCGGUGAAUCACGGUGGAGCACGGGGGAUCUAUUUUUCAAAUAUUUGAAGAACGUUUCCGUCGAGGCUGAUCAAGGAAAGCCGAACGUAGAGUUUACUCAAGACGGCGUGUUAAAGGCGGCUGAGUUGAAAAUUAUGAACCUUCGACCGGGAGUUAGCAAGCAGCUUGUUUGGGAGGAGAUCGGUGUCUGGAAGUCCUGGGAGAAAGAGGGUCUGGACAUUAAGGACAUCGUCUGGCCGGGCAACACCCACACUCCUCCACAAGGCGUGCCGGAGAAGUUUUACCUCAAAAUAACCUUUCUGGAGGAGCCGCCCUACAUCAAUCUUGCACCGCCCGAUCCUGUGACCGGAAAAUGCUUGGUGGAUCGCGGUGUUCAUUGCCGAGUGGCCAAGGACUCCGAUAUGGUUGGAAUCGAUCUCCAAUCGGCACAGAAGAAUGAGAGCUUUUAUCAAUGCUGUAGUGGAUUUUGCAUCGAUCUGCUGCAGAAGUUUUCCGAGGAAAUUGGUUUCACUUACGAGCUCGUAAGGGUGGAAGACGGCAAGUGGGGUACUUUGGAGAAUGGGAAAUGGAACGGGCUUAUAGCUGAUCUGGUCAACCGAAAGACCGACAUGGUGAUGACUUCGUUGAUGAUCAACUCGGAAAGAGAAGCGGUGGUCGAUUUCACUGUACCUUAUAUGGAAACUGGUAUCGCCAUUAUUGUAGCAAAAAGAACAGGCAUAAUAUCUCCCACUGCGUUUUUAGAACCAUUCGACACGGCUUCGUGGAUGCUGGUGGGCAUUGUUGCCAUACACGCCGCAACGGUAAUGAUACUACUCUUCGAAUGGGCAUCGCCUUCCGGUUUCGACAUGAAGGUAAACCCUUCAGGCGCUGCGCAAAAACUGAACAAUCCAUCGACGAAUCAUCGAUUUUCGUUUUGUCGCACGUACUGGCUGGUUUGGGCCGUAUUAUUUCAGGCUGCCGUCCAUAUCGACUCUCCCAGAGGAUUUACAGCCAGAUUUAUGACAAACGUCUGGGCGUUAUUUGCCGUGGUCUUCCUCGCCAUUUACACUGCCAAUCUGGCUGCCUUCAUGAUCACGCGGGAGGAGUUCCACGAAUUCAGCGGCGUGGACGAUCAUAGGCUCGCUAAACCCUAUUCUCACAAACCAAUGUUCAAAUUCGGCACAGUACCGUGGAGUCACACAGAUAGUACGUUAGCGAAAUACUUCAAAGAGAUGCACUCUUAUAUGAGGGCUUUCAACAAAAGCAGCGUUGCAGACGGCGUCGAAGCUGUCGUCAGUGGAGAUUUGGAUGCGUUCAUUUACGACGGUACAGUCUUGGAUUAUUCGGUCGCCCAGAACGAGGAUUGUCGACUGCUGACAGUCGGACAGUGGUACGCCAUGACGGGAUACGGUCUGGCAUUUUCCAGGAAUUCAAAAUACUUACAAAUGUUCAACAAACGGCUAUUGGACUACAGGGAUAACGGAGAUCUGGAGCGACUGAGAAGAUACUGGAUGACUGGGACGUGUAAGCCUGGGAGGGAAGUACAAAAGAGUAGUGAUCCCCUAGCAUUGGAGCAAUUCUUGAGCGCGUUUCUCUUAUUGAUGAUGGGCAUACUUUUGGCGGCAGUUCUUUUACUUCUGGAACAUCUGUAUUUCAAAUACAUCAGACAGCACCUGGCGAAAAGCGACGACGGUGGCACAUGCGCCAUUUUCAGCCUAAGCGUAGGGAAGUCGUUGACCUUUCGGGGUGCAGUGUACGAAGCGCAGGACAUCUUGAGGCACCACAGAUGCAAGGAUCCGAUCUGCGACACCCACUUGUGGAAGGUCAAGCACGAGCUCGACAUGGCCAAGAUCAGGAUACGGCAGCUUGAGAAGGAUCUCGAGGCCCAUGGAAUAAAGCCCACCCAGACCAAGAGGAAAUCCGGAAGUCUCGGCUGGUGGCGAGGGUGCUUCCAAAGUUCGGACCGCCUUACACAACCGGAGCCAUUGGCGGUGGAAGCUCCGCAUCCGCUACCGCCAUACUUCGAUUCGUACAUCGAUGCCGUCGAGGUUGCCCGUCCGAGGGAUAUGAGUAGGAAUCAUGUGGUCAGCACAGAGUACGCCGAGACGUUCUUGCCCACGGAGAUUUACAGGAUUCCGGAUGAUGACGCUACCAGGACGGAAAUCGCCGAAAUGGAGACAGUUCUGUGAUCGUAAGAGGAUCGGCUUCGGUCGCCCAAUUGCUCCAUACUGGAAGCAUAUGGGACAGACUGAAGAGCCCUUGAGAAGACUCCGGAAACGACGCGAUUUGAAAAGGAAAUCGUGUCCUGUUGCUCCUGCCUCGAACAACGAGCCCCACCCUCACAUCAACCUUUCGUUCGGACAAAGACGCUGAUCCGCUGAUAUCGAUCCUCGGAAACUGUCGUCGCGCGCGCGGUGAAACAACGAGAGGAGGAACGUCGUCAGUGCCUAUCAAUGAUCGAGAAUCAACUAGAGACCAAGAAGACACCACUCGAGGAUAUUUUGUGGCUCGAGAAAGUGCAUUUGUUGUUGACACUUGCGUUACUCUACCGAGAAAUGCAUCCUAUUACGUGUCCUUUGAAAUAGCGGAAGAAAUGCACUUGCGUGGUAAUUGCAUUCACACAACAAUAGUGAUCGUUGCGAGGGAAUGUCUCGGAAAGUUAUUGAAUCGUCGUUGAUGCUUGGAUGAACACUCUGCAAUCGAGUCGGAUUUCGAUAUGCGAAGGAUUUAUUUUUAACAACACGAUCUCGACAAGGCAUCGAAGCUAUCUGCUUCGCGCUCACGCAGUUGUGUGUACGUGCAGAGAUUCGUUUCCAAAUUUCAAACCUGUGCCUAAAAUCGUCUGGACACGGCUCGUAACGCACUAGAUGAUCUAUUAGGCGUUCUGAAAUAUGGCAGGUAAUUUGAUAAGAAUAAAGUAAAACUUUUAAUUAUUUUAGAAUACUUUAAGACGCAAUUAUCUCAUUGAAGCAAUUAGUUUCCAUUAAAUAUAUCAUUUUUUUUCCAUUAAAUACUUAUAUAUUUUUAUAAUUGUAAAUUAAUGAACAACAGUAGAAAUUUUAUAUAGAUAUUGAUGGAACUUUUGCAAAAAUAGAAACAAUUAGAUCAUCGCAUUGUGAAUUGUGCGUUUUCAUUUAUUUUAAUCCUAAUUUCUCAUUAACCUUUCAGCAUUUAUGUUAUCUAUAAAUCUGGAUAUUUAUUUAUUUAUCUCACUGCUAUUUUUAGAGAGAAUAAUUUCAAUUUAUUUUUUUUUAAGACACGAAUCAAUAUUUUAAUGUCGAUUUUCAAUCUAAGUAUUUUCUGAUUUAAUUUUAAUUUAUGAUAUGUUAUUCAUAAAAUUAUUGAAAAGGCUUAUUGCAUUUUUAACUAUGUUGUAUUAUGUAUACAUAUGUAUUAUUUAAAACACAUGUAGUAAGUGUAUCUUACUUGUAUUUUAAAUAAUUCUUGUUCUCUGUCAGUUAUCCCUUGUCAUCUUUGAUCUAUUUUAAUAUUUAAUUUAUAUUUUAUAUAACUUGAAAUAUAAUUACUUAGAGGAGUCGCCAGUGCAAGAAAGACAAUUGGAAAAAUUUCAAUUACUGUUGAUAGCUGGAACCAAGGUCACGGAGAAAAAGGCACAUAUUAUUCAGGCACCAACAAUGCAAUAGAUAGUUAUGAAAUUCCUAAAUCUUUUAAAAGGGACACAUAAAAAUUUGUACGAACUCGUGCCAGUUUUGAAAUAAGUGUCAUAUGGUAAUACGUCGAUGCGAACGACACGAAAAGAAUCCAAAAACUGAGAAACCUAAUCGAUAUCUUGAUGGAAAAUGUCAAUGUGUACCAUACGAAAUAUUUACAUGAUAUAUAAGCCUGUAUGUCGAAUAAAGUUAGUGUCAAUGAGUCCGUAUAACUAUAAAAAAGUAUAGUAUAACAUAUAUAUUUAAUAUGGUCACAUACAAAACAAUGAAAUAUUCUAAAAAGGAACCUACUUGAAGACGUAAUAUGCUCAAAAAGAAGAAGUAACAUAUAUAAAUAUGAGAUAAAAGUCGAACCAUAAUGCGCGCGUAUAGCGGAGUGUCAGGACAGGUCAUUUUUAAAUCGGAAAAAGAGAAUAUCAAGCAAGAAUAAACAUAAUCAACAAACGAAAAGGGCAACAAUGACGGUUCAGUGAAUCAAAAAUAUUACAAACGAAAAACUGAUAAAUGUUCGCAUCUGUGUGAAAUAUUUUACAUCUCUAUUAAUAAAACGCGAUGCCUAAAGUUGCGAUUUAUGUCGAAUCUGCAGAAAAACGAUCAGUCGAUAACAAUUCUUUAUAUGUUUCUUAGAUAUUUUGCAAAACUAUAUGUAAAUUUUAUAGAUUUUUGUAGACCGCGUAAGUCGUUAAUAGUCUUGAAGAAAGAAUGUUGUUACAGUCUUCGAUACAACAUCCUGACAAUCCGCAAUGGAUGACGAUUACUCGAAAUAACGAACCCCCUCGAGCGAUUUCGAGUUUCACGUGCGCAUCGGAUUCAAGAAUUAAGAUAAAAAUUUUAAGACUUACGUCGCUGUACAUAACUGCACUCGUAUUAGCUUUAAAGUGCAUUGCAGGUUACAGUGUUCCUUUUCAAAGAAUGAAACAUAAAGUGUUACCGCAAUGUUGCGCGCAAAAUAAGCUCGUUAAUCGCAUAAUGACGUGUUGAAAACAUUCCAAAGAAUUCUUUAUUAUCAGUUUACACUUAUCAUCAUUGAGUUUCUGCUUUUUCUUUGGCUACUUUUAGUAAAAUUAUGCUUUCCAGACUUGCAGUGCACGUUAUUAAGUUGUAUGCGAAAUAAAGUAAACGGAGCAUAUUUCGUAGGCAGAAAUACGAAAGACCUCGAGAUGCUCGCGAUCAAUUUCGCUUAAUCCCAUCCAUAAAAUCGUUAACUAUCUGUAAUUAUUGUGCGAUGUGCGUGCGUGGAUGAGUUGGGACGCAAAUCCUCGUCAUCCGCGGAGUAUUUUAAGACAUUGCUGUCGGAAGAAAAAAAAAAUGUUGUUACUGUUGUUGUUAAAGAUAAAGGGAAAUGUUACGUUGUUAAGUCAAGUGCGAGAUAAUUAUCCCCAGAAUAUUGGCAUGGUGUAUUCGAAUGUAUUAUGAUAAUAAUGGAGCCGGCAGAGUCGCUGAAAUUUCUAUGUGCUCGGACAUUCGCGUAAGUGAUCUUACACGUUCAGGUAUAUUUCUAUGUCCAUUGAGCGUGUAUGAAAACUGUGUAGCUUAAAUUUUUAGAAAACUGUUUCUUUCACACGAAAUAUUAACAAUAAAUUUGUUUUAUCAAAUUAUUUCAUUUAUCACAAUACUUUUUUACUAUUUUAAUCGUUUGAUUUUGUUGCAUAGACUCUUACGUAUGUUUAAAUAUAAUUUAUAAGAAUUUUCUGUACUUAGAAUAACGGAAAUACUUUGUUACAUUUUUACGAGAAUUUAUAUACUAAACGGGUAAAACACUGAAAUGCACAUACGAUGUUCGAUACGAUUUAAUAAAAAUUGCAAACUGCGUUAAUACGUGCGAUAUUUGGAUAAUCCAAAGCUGAUUAUGGCAGUACUGCCAGCUCCAAACUAUUACACAUGCCAUAUGAUUCUAAUUAAACUUUUAAAGCUAAGAUCCUUAUAUACGCGAGGUCUUUUUCACACAUGGAUUCCCAUUGCUACGCUGAGAACUCUCGGGCGAGCGUGUGGAACGGAUCCAAUCCCCUUACAGGUCUGAAUGGAGUAUGAGACUUCGUGACAAGGAUUUUCGAUCCUUGUUGAUUUCAGAGUGCAUUCGCGAUUCGCUCAGGCGGCGAGAACUUUCCACACGUGCGAUUCCUCUUCGCUUUACGUCUCAGCUGCUAUAAGUCUCCCUUUCCCCACCCACUGCAUGCGUGUGCAUUCGUAAGCUUGCACCUGCCGAUUAUGUUAAUCCACCCGAGCGACCGUUCUCUACAAAUGCAAAGUGCCCCUGCAUUUCGGUAAUUUCCCGUUGUAUGGUGUGCGCACUCGCGGUCUAUCUCGGUAUCGCUCGAACUUGCCAACUGUCUGCCACGGCGCGGUGAGAAAGCUCCUCGAAAUGCGUUUAUUAUCGAGCAGUCCUCUUAAUCAAGUGGAUUACCGUGCGUUAUCAUACGGCACGAUUAUUUACGUCGGCGCAACGAUUAGCGAUCCAUUAGCUUAAUUAACUAAUAAGAUUAAUAGGAUGAAGUAAUCAUACGAUUUGAUUUAUUAAUUACUCAUCAUUAAACGCUAAUGGAACACGUGAGAAUUUAUGUGUACGCGGGAGUUAAUACUACGGAGGAAUUGUAACACAUAUUCCCUGUCGCUUUUUCAAUAUCGCUCAGAGCACGAUUAGCUUGAGCGUCUAUUGAAACUGCAAACGGCGCGGACGAUGCGAUUUAAUUAAUUUUAUAUGUGAAUAUAUAUACGCCGUGGGCCUUUAUAUCGAAUGUGAUGUUAAAGCAGUCACUAUUGAUCGUGGAGCGACGUACUCCAGACACUGCCUAACUUCGAGCUGGUUUUUAUCUACGGCGAGGUGACACAGCGAUACAGCGCGUGAAUUGCGAAAGAAAUGAAAAUCGACUAGAGCAUGACACAAAUCGAUUUGCAUUUGUCAGACGUUUCCUUUAUAUACACAAUUGUAGGUUUUAUAAAGAGAAGUGAGUGUAGCGAGUUAAACCACUGCGCAAGAGUUUGUUUUCUGCGAGACGCAAUCUUAUGCGAAUGAAAGAAUCGACGAGUGCUACAAGCGAAAAUUAGAUUGCACCAGCGAAAAGUAACUUUGCGCUACAGCGCAGAUAAGGAUCGUGAGGUUAUUUAAUAUCCAAAUUGAUUUGCAUAUGAGCUUCAAUUUUAUUAUUUCUAGGAUUCUUGUUACUUGUAAACUAUAUUUUAUUUUUGUUUCUGUCAAAUCAUUCCAAAAUUAUUACGGUGCAAUAUUAUCGCUACUGCAGCUCGCGUUACGAUGUUCCUUAAACUUGAAUCACGCAUAAACGGAGGUUACAAAUUUUCAUACUUGUAAAAUUUAUUUCAAGAUACGCACUUUUAAUUCAUAUAACUAAAGCUGAUGAAAAAUUUACCCUCUAACUUACGUAAUUUUCUUACUUAUAUUUCCUUAUUAUAUAACUCAAAUGAUUGCGAAACUCAAUUACAAUAUGUACAGGACAAUGCUUGUAACAACGUGAAAUCUAUCACAACGAUUCGUCAAUCGGAGUGGUUGGAAAGCCCUGAAAGAAAAUCACUGUGCGCACACACGAAAUAGCGGCCUUAAUAAUUUCCAGUAUGGUAGUCGCUGCGAACUCCCCAUACUUGUAACUAUUAGACGUACGCUGAAUUUUUCCGAGGGUCGAUGACAAACGACUUUCUUUCGUGAUCUCUGUCGGACUCAAAUCCCUCGCCUUUUAAACUUUCUAUUGCUAGCCGAAACUCUUUCGAUCGCAAUCUCUCUAUGUGUAUAUAAGAUGAACUAUUCAAACAAGGACAUUCUCUUGCCGGGCAAAAUCUGUCUCGGCCGAAAUUUUGUAUUCAAAUAAAAGAUUUAUAAGUAAUUCUAGAAGUUUGUAGGUGACAAAUUAAAUCAUAUCAGUCGUUUUGAUUAAUUGUUUGAUCAAAAUUGCGCAAGUGUCACAAAAGAAGUGGACGAUCAAUCUUUUGCAGCAAUUCGGUACGUCUCGUAAAAAAAAUUGGUGUCUUAUCGAACUAAUCAACUUUUAAAAAAUGUAGAUUAUAUAAAGUAAAGAAUAUUAACGUCGCUCUUUUUAAAUAUUCUUCGUGAAAAAUGAUAAAUUUACGUUGCAUUGCGCGAGGUACAACGAAUACGACGCCGAUACAACGAAUAAAAACGCCACUUUUCAGCGACUUAUGGUCCAAAAGUUAUUUUAUUUCAAAACUAGUCGGGUCACACACACGAGUGAUUGAAGUAUUAAAACGUAAUUAUUUACGUUAUCUUUCUUUAUCUAAAGUUUCCUUAAAUUUCUCGCUUAUUGUACUCUUGUAUAAAUUAAAUUCUAAGUAAAUUGGAGAGUUGUCUUUAUUUACCCAUUAUUUUCGAAAGGUGUACUCGCGCGAAUCAACGAAAAAUUAAGUUAUUUUCAUCGCCUCGCGAUAUAACGUUCGAUUGUUGCAUCGAAAUGGUUGCGGCUACGAUCUCAGAGCUCAUUGUCGCGAAAAGAAAAUUCUAACCCUAGAUUAGAUAUGAAAUCACCGAAGGCGCCGCAUCCGAGCGUGAAGGGUCGCGCCGUUUUGUGCCAACCGAAAAGAUUGCUGUGACAUCACAAUUAGAUCAUAUGAGUAUGCGCAUACCUGAGGUGUAUGAACUCGUGUAUAGUAUAUCGUACUCGUCGGUGUACUUGUAUGUACAUAAUAGGAAGUCUCCUCCGAUGGAUCCUCUCGUCCUCGCUUUCCGUCUUUGUCGCCGAGGACUAGGAUUAGCAAACAGAAAAUCCUUUAGGAUUUAGCCCUUUAGGCAAAGCCCUUUAUAGCGAGCGCAGCUUCGGAAAUGAAACCUCGCGAUCGGGACCCUUGCGGCAAUAAUAAGGGUCCCUGCUCCCUCUUUUUCCGACUCUACUUCCGUCUGUCUCUCUUGGGUCUGGGAUAUUUUACUACGUGUUUCUAGCCCAAGGGAGAGCAAAAGAGCCCACGCGAUAUCGUCAAGUGAAACUAUUGCCCGUAUGGAACGGCGUUCGUGAGUUCCGCGGCGAGAGUGAACGGGCGAGGGUGAAACUCGAAUGGGUCGAACGGGGUUGCUCCGCGAACUCGGAGCAAUUGUAUUUGUAACGUGCACGUCUUGGCAGAACGCACGAACAUUAAAAGGGCUUAUAAGGAACAUACGUGGUACGUGAUUGUAUGUUGUUUCCAAUAAAACAUUGUUGUUUUGUACGAGGCGUUACCAUUCUUCUUCUCCUCUUGCUUAGUAUAUUUUCUUCGCCUCUUGCUUAAUGUGUUGACA